GAGAAUGGGAAUUUCACAACUGAUUUGCCUUUUCUUUACAUUUUCAGAAUUGUUGGCAGUAAACGUGUUGUACCAUUUUGAAAAUGAUACAGUCAUUUUACCAUGUGACCAGUUGUCAAAUGAACAAAUAGUAUGGCAGGGACCAGACAAUUAUUCUACAUAUGGAUAUGGGGAUAUCAUAAAUCCCAAGUUGUCUAAAUCCAACAGACUAACUAUUAUACAUGUCAAUGGAAGUCAUCAGUAUGAUUUACAAAUUCGACAUUUUUCCAGUGAAGAUGAAGGGCACUACAAAUGUGUUAAGGGCAGUUUCGGGGAGGAAUUCUUUACUUUGAAAAUAGGAACAUACCCAAGCAACCUAACGAUAGUAGAGGAAGAUGCUAAACACAUAGUGUACGGAUAUCUCAAUCGUGCACUGAAAUUGAGCUGUACUGUGAACCAUGGGGUUCCAAAUGGAAAAUUAGUGUGGGUAGUUCACAAUCAAACCUUAGAGGAAAAAAUAUCAGCAUCGUUAAUUUAUUCAUUCGUACCGAAACAAAAAGACCAUUUGCAAAACUAUACAUGUGCAACAAAAAGCGAUAUAGCACAAUAUUCUAUGGAACGCACUGUUCAGUUGUUUAUCUACAUGCCACCAAUUGUUUCGAUUACCUUGAAUAAAACCCUGAGUAUUCAUGAAGGAGAAAAUUUGAAAUUGUAUUGCAACUACAGUUCAAACCACGAAGUAAAAGAACUGAAAUGGGAGAAAAGGUUCCAACACGAAAGUCCACUGGAUGGGCGAUCACAGUAUUUAAACAUUAAGAGCAUUAAUAGACUACAUGCAGGAAAGUACAGAUGCACAGUCACAAAUAUGGCUGGCAGCGCCUCAGAUGUAGUGACCAUUGUAGUAUAUUAUCCGCCAACAGUACUUGUCAAAUUUGAAGACCGCGGUAGCUACAGACAAUUACACUGUGUAGCAUGUGGGGUACCAGAUCAAUACAUCUAUAAACAGUGGGAACAUAGGUCUGACUCUUAUGAUCUGAUCAGAUAUCUGCCGGACGAUGGCAGGGGUAGACUAAUACUUCCAACUACCCCAGGAGAAACAGAUCGCCAUCACGACAGAGGAAUUUAUAUUUGUCACGCUUCUAAUAAUGUGUCGUUGAAUGGUAGCAAGUUUUUCGUUCGAGGAGAUUUUUUUCUCAAAGCACAAGGAAAACCAUAUUUUGUAACCUCCAACUAUAACACACAAUAUGGAUUUAAAGGUCAAGUGGGAAACCUUACCGUUGACUUCGUCAGUUUUCCAGAGAUUACAAACUUUACUGUUUUUGGUGAGGAUAAGAUUCAUUCUAACGACAAUUAUACUCUGGAAACUUGGAGGUUAAUGGACAAAGUAUACAACAAAACUGUAAUUGUGAAUGGCAGUAGACUGGUCAUUUCAAUGAACAUAGAAAAUGAAUAUGACUUCCGUUCAUAUACAAUAAAACUGAGAAAUAAGUUUGGAUCAGCGAACUUCAGCAUUUCCUUUCGUUCGGCAAGUUGUCCUGAAACACCAGAAAUUAUGAAGAUAAUGCCUAAGGAAAGUAAGGUUAUUGUAGAAUGGCGUGAAAGGUUUCAUGGUGGAUUUCCACAGUCGAUCGUCAUCCAGUAUCGUAGACGUGAUGUGCAGUACUGGAAUACAAUACCUGUCUCUGAUCCCAGGACGCACACUGGUUCUAUCGAUGGACUUACUCCAGGAACUGAAUACUUCAUUCGAAUGUACUCCAAAAACAUAAAAGGGGCGAGUAAUAUGACAGAUGAGAAACUAAUCAGGACAGGAGCUACAGAAAACAAUGACAAUGAGAACCUUGUAUUUAUGGUGUUGGUUAUUCCAUUUUUAUUAGCAAAUGGUGUCCUGUAUUGGCAGUAUAAAAAAGGAAAUGUAAGAGUACUUGAUAGAAUCAGUUGCUUCAAAAGGCAGCAAUUUAUAUACGAAGUUGGCGUUGGGGCUGUUGAAAACAAUGUUUACGAGAUGCAGAACAAUGUACAACAGAAUGCAGUGGUACAGAAUGCCGUCGCACAGAACCUAGAUGUACCUGUAUAUUCUUCUAUCGACAGACGAGCAAAUCUUACCAUAGGACAGACCGUCUCCUACUCGACAACACCGAAACGGAAAAGAAACUAUCUUGAUAAACGCCACGAGAAUAGAGAUUCUGUUGGAGAGGCUAGCGGAACUGUAAACUCAGCGACAAAGAAGGGUCCUGAUAGACUUAGCUAUAUUGAAGUUAGCUUUGAACCAAAACCAAACGAAUACAAGUUUCACAUUCAUGGUAUUAAAAACAGAACAAAUUAUGUUGACAUAGACUUCUCCAAAACAAUAUAUUCAUACGUAGAUAGUCACAUAGAAAGUGACGAUGACUCCACUCCACAGGCAUGUGCGAUGAUGAAAUAUGAAGAGUGAAAAAUACAAAAUCUUUUUUUUUUUUUUUUUUUU
Mytilus trossulus (common blue mussel) is the source of this 2443-nucleotide messenger RNA. RefSeq names its product cell adhesion molecule DSCAML1-like. Gene Ontology annotation, cellular component: cell-cell junction; plasma membrane. The transcript is spliced from 13 exons. The record is from RefSeq and is a predicted model, not a curated record. Bases 5 to 2410 code for a protein of 801 amino acids. Lineage: Eukaryota; Metazoa; Mollusca; Bivalvia; Mytilida; Mytilidae. Gene Ontology annotation, molecular function: cell adhesion molecule binding. Gene Ontology annotation, biological process: cell-cell adhesion.